Molecule: messenger RNA, 570 nt
Organism: Prunus armeniaca (apricot)
Lineage: Eukaryota; Viridiplantae; Streptophyta; Magnoliopsida; Rosales; Rosaceae
Source: the annotation of a GenBank genome assembly
AUGAAGCAAUUGAUCUCUGCUAUGCUUGGAGUACGGAUUGUGGAUUGCCAUGAACGGUACUUAAGCUUGCCGACUAUGACUAGAAGAAACAAGACGAAGUUGUUUAUCCAUGUUCGUGAAAUGCUUUGGAAGAAACUCAAUGCCUGGAAUGGGAAGUUAUUAUCUGCGGCGGGUAAAGAAGUUCUAAUUAAGGUCGUGGGCCAGACCUUACCUACUUAUACUAUGGGCAUUUUCCAAUUGCCUACUCAGUUACGCGCUGAUAUUUUAGCUAUGAUCGCACAUUACUGGUGGGGGAAAGCGGGGAGAAGGUUAUUCAUUGGCUUUGUUGGCUGUGGCAUUCUUUGGGGACAUGAAGUUGUUGAGGAGGGGCUCGUUUGGAGAGUGGGGAAUGGUGCUUCAAUUCGGGUGUUCCAGGAUAAGUGGAUACCUAAACCAAACACUUUCAGACCUUUGUUGAAUAAAGGUUUAAAUGGGGAAGCAUUGGUGGCUGACUUGAUUACGCCAUCAGGAGGGUGGGAUUUACCGAUGCUCGAACAAGCUUUGAAUGGGGAGGAUUGUGAAGCGGUUUAA